AUGGAUGUCUCAACAUCAGCAUCUCCUUCCUCUCCCCUCAACAUUACUAAUUCAAAAAAUGGGAAUGAGUCUGGUGCUCUGGCUAUACUGGAUGAAGCUUGCCAUGACUUUCCAUCUGAUGAGGACAUAGUUACAAUAAAUGGAGAAGGAGAUCCGUUACAUAUAGAUGCUGAGGCAGCCCUAGCAAGUAGUGUAAUUAUCGAACCGGCAAUAGGAAUGACAUUUACUGACGAAGAUGAAGCUUAUAAUUAUUAUAAAAAGUAUGCAAAAUUGGUAGGGUUUGGUAUAAGAAAGGGAAGGACGAUAUGGAAUCAUGGUGGAAGAAUUAGUCGGAUUUUAGAAUUCUAUAGGCAAGGUUUUCGUAGUGAGAUGUAUGAUGGAAGUGAAAAUGCUCACCCCCAUAAAAAAUGUGGAUGUCAUGCAAAGAUCCGCAUUAAGAAGAAUGAGAAUAAUAGAUGGGUUAUUGCGAAGGAUGUAAAAGAACACCAUCACAUUCUCACAACAGCCAAUAUGACUAGAUUCAUUCGCUCUCAUCGAAAGAUACCAAACACAGUGAAAAGGGUGAUUGACACAAUGGAGUCUUCUAUGGCUAAGUUUAGGGUUAUGAUUGUUUACCUUAUUGAAGAGGCUGGUGGGGCAGAAAAUGUCACUUCCAUUGAGAAAGACCUUGAGAAUCACAUAACUAGAAAAAUAAAAUAA
This is a messenger RNA of Amborella trichopoda, 699 nucleotides long. RefSeq names its product protein FAR1-RELATED SEQUENCE 5-like. The record is from RefSeq and is a predicted model, not a curated record. Lineage: Eukaryota; Viridiplantae; Streptophyta; Magnoliopsida; Amborellales; Amborellaceae.